Molecule: messenger RNA, 1923 nt
Organism: Trichoderma breve
Lineage: Eukaryota; Fungi; Ascomycota; Sordariomycetes; Hypocreales; Hypocreaceae
Product: SART-1 family domain-containing protein
Exons: 3
Coding region: 1-1923 (640 amino acids)
Biological process (GO): mRNA cis splicing, via spliceosome; maturation of 5S rRNA
Cellular component (GO): U4/U6 x U5 tri-snRNP complex
Source: RefSeq, a predicted model, not a curated record
AUGGACGCGGCAACGAUCGAAGAGACGAACCGCAUCCGGAUAUCGCUGGGCAUGAAGCCCUUGCCGGUACCUGGAGCUGCCGCAUCGCCCCAAGCCGAGGCUUCAGAUGGCGAAGAACCAGCGAGCACAGUCGAGAGUCGCCAGGCGCAAGCUUACGACAAUUACAAGAAAGUUCAGGAUGACGAGGCUGCCAAGAAACGACGCGAAGAAAAAGCUGCUGCCGUGCGAAAGGCCCGUGAAAAGGCCCAGCGGUUUGCACUUCUCGAAGGGAAGGGGCUGGGCGAAGAAGAUGAAGGUGGCGACAUGGAUGCGAAGGCGUGGUUGACAGGCCAAAAGAAGAGGCAGAAGAAGAUUGAUAAGGCAAGGAAGCUCGAGGAGGAACUUGCUGCAGCAGAAGCUGCCGCUGCCGCUGCCAUACAGUACACCUCCAAAGACCUUGCUGGCAUCAAGGUUGCGCACGACUCAACAGCCUUUCUAGACGGAGACGAACAGGUCCUUACUCUGAAAGAUACGACAAUUGAUGAGAAUGAGGAAGAGGGAGAUGAGCUUGAGAACCUAAACAUUAAAGAACAAGAGAAGCUCACCGAGAGACUGGAUCUCAAGAAGAAGCUAAAAGGCUACAACCCUAAUGAUUAUGACGACGGCGAAGGCACUAUUCUGGCACAGUAUGACGAGGAGAUCAACGGCAAAAAAGCGAAGAAGUUCACUCUUGAUGACGAUGGCGCUAUUGCCGAGCUUUCAGACAUCCUCGGCCAACCGGAGCGAAAAGGAAAGAAAAUUCAGUCAACAAGCCUUGACGAUAUUAUAGAUGGCGCAGCACCCUCAUCCGACUAUCUUGCUCCAUCAGAGAUCAAGGUGAAGAAGCCAAAGAAGAAGAAGGGAAGCAAGGGGACCAGGCAAAAACAGCAUGAUGAGGAUGACAUCUUCCCUAUAGAAGCAGCGCCGGCGGAUACCGGCGCCAUGGAUGUCGAUUCUAAAGAGUCUUUAAUGGCUAAGAAGCGGAAAGCCACUACUUCAGAUGCCUUUGCCGAUGAUGACGAUCUCCAAGCAUCACUAGCAAUCCAGCGGAAGAAUGCUCUAAAAAAGCGCAAAAGGACACGUCCUGAAGAUAUCGCAAGACAACUCAAGGAGGAUGAGGAGGAGCCCGAGGAAACCCAAAGCGGCGGUCUUGUCAUUGGUGAGAUUUCCGAAUUUGUCGCCGGCUUGAGUAAGCCAGACGACGAAGACCGCCAGUCGAGGAGGCAAAAGCAGGCCACAAAAAGUCCCGAGUUGGAUGAGGAUCGUCAUAUGGGCGAUGAAGACGAAGAUGCGGAAAUGGACGACUACACGGCGGAACACCAAGAAGCCCUUCUCGCGGCCCAGAAAGAAGAGGAAGAGAGAAUCAAAAGGGAACAGGGUGAAGAUGAUGAUGCGGGUAUUGAAGAUGAAAAGGUUGUUGGCGCAGGCAUGGGGGCGGCCCUCGCAUUGCUUCGAGAGCGGGGUCUUCUCGAAUCUUCUGAUAGAGGAAACUAUGAAGAUUUUAAAGCUCGCGAAGAUUUCCUUGCAAAGAAACGAGUAUUGGAGGGCGAACUGGACGAGCAAACACGACAGCAGAGAGAACGUGACAGGAUGAGCGGCAGACUAGACCGGAUGUCCGUCAGGGAAAGGGAGGAAUGGGCUCGUUACAAGCCAAAUGUCGAACUAAAAUACGUCGACGAUCAUGGCCGGAGAUUGGAUCAAAAGGAGGCGUUCAAGCAUCUCAGUCACCAGUUCCACGGAAAGGGCAGCGGCAAGGGCAAGACGGAGAAGCGCCUGAAGAAGAUUGACGACGAGAAGCGGCGCGAGGCCCAGAGCAUGUUCGACGCAAGCCAGAAUGCCGGUAUGAAUCUGGCGACGGCGCAGCAGUUGAAAAAGCGCAGGGAAGCUGGAGUACGGCUCGGCUGA